Messenger RNA from Vitis riparia (riverbank grape), 1487 nucleotides. Its product is annotated as probable E3 ubiquitin-protein ligase RHB1A. Gene Ontology annotation, molecular function: ubiquitin-protein transferase activity. The transcript has 5 exons. The record is from RefSeq and is a predicted model, not a curated record. The coding region runs from base 228 to 866 and encodes 212 amino acids. NCBI's taxonomy places the organism in Eukaryota, Viridiplantae, Streptophyta, Magnoliopsida, Vitales, Vitaceae.
CUCAAUUACGCUCUGUUUGGUUGCUGAGAAACAAGAGGAAAAAGACGGAAAGAAUCCGAUACCGAGAAAGUUGAUUAUUUUAUUCUGUUUCAUUUUGAAUAAUUAGUUGGUGAACUUGGGGCUUUCGUAUGGUUUUUCUCCUCAGUUCUCUCGGUAACCAAACAGGGGUUAGGGUUUAUGUUUUGGCUGUGGAAUGUUUCUUGUUUGAAACUGAAUAUUGAUGGACUAUGUGUUGUUGUUCAGUAGCAGGGACAACGAGAAAUGCACAAAUCACCAGUAAUUUUGGGUGGAUAAUAAAACAACUGCAGGUGAUGGGGGGUUGCUGUUGUUCUUCCAGGAAAACUCAAUUGCGUGGAACACCUGUAUAUUAUUAUUGUCCACCAACCCUACAAGAGCACGAGUUCUUGACAUCUCAUGAUGGUGCAGCCUCUGCAUUCGCUGCAGAACUCUUGGUUGAUUUGAAUCUGCAAACAUCAAUUCCUGACACUUACCGGCCCCCGCCUGCACCUAUUCCAUAUGAUGUGGUUUUCGGACAUCCAAGAUCAACUGACUGUGACCCUGUCGGAGAAACAAUUAAUGGUAGUAAAGGUCUCAGAGUGUCAGACUGCAAAACUCAAGCUAGUUCUUUGCCUACUUCACCAAGGAAGUUUGAACUUCCAAGAUCAAAUGAACCUAAUUUUUUACCAUUGGAAGAAGAUGAUGCUUGUCCCAUUUGUCUUGAAGAGUAUGAUUUGGAGAACCCAAAAACAAUCACAAAAUGCAACCAUCAUUUUCAUCUUUCGUGCAUUCUUGAGUGGAUGGAAAGAAGUGAAACCUGCCCUGUGUGUGAUCAGGAAAUGAUACUUGAAGAUACCAUGAUUAUGUAGCUCGGUCGUACCGUUUCAAGAUGGAAGCCCUUUUGUGUAAAAUUGAAGCUUCCCAACUCAAAAGGCUGCAGAUGCCUGGCAAUUCUUUGCUAUGUAACUGGUCAGUGGCUUAUGGCCCACAUAUUCAUCUUUAGUUUGAUUAUAGCGAUUUGAAGAUUUGCAGUGUGCGUUUGAACAUCAUUCUUUUAGUGGGUCAGUCAGUUCCUCUGGUUAUAUUGGAAGUAGAGGAGUGAAGUUUCUACACUACAUGAAAACAGGUUGCUGCUAUCCAUGUCUUUUCUCCAAUUAAAUCUUCAUUGACAACUAUCAGAUGCAUCAGCAAAUAAAAGGGAGAACAAUGCUUUAAGUACCAAGGGAGGUAAAGCUAGUCAGGCUCUUUCACCCAAAAGAAAUUAAUGGGUCAGUCCUGCCUUCCAUGGGUUUCUCUGAUAUAUUCUUCUGUCUUGUAUAUACCCUCUCAGCUUUCUCAUUUUCAUGCAUGCUGCCUGCAUUUGUUAUUUGUUUUGGCUUUGUAAAUCAAUAAUCUGUUUACUUCUGGAUGGAUUUCUUGCCUGGGAUUUGAAUUUGGUGUAUGAAAAGUUUAUAAUGAUUAAUUAAAGGGUAUACUCUGUCUUAAGUGGA